This is a messenger RNA of Egretta garzetta (little egret), 3098 nucleotides long. RefSeq names its product SEC24 homolog D, COPII coat complex component (gene SEC24D). NCBI's taxonomy places the organism in Eukaryota, Metazoa, Chordata, Aves, Pelecaniformes, Ardeidae. The transcript is spliced from 22 exons. Gene Ontology annotation, biological process: endoplasmic reticulum to Golgi vesicle-mediated transport; COPII-coated vesicle cargo loading; intracellular protein transport. The record is from RefSeq and is a predicted model, not a curated record. Gene Ontology annotation, cellular component: COPII vesicle coat; endoplasmic reticulum exit site. The coding region runs from base 36 to 3098 and encodes 1020 amino acids. Gene Ontology annotation, molecular function: SNARE binding; zinc ion binding.
GAGAACCCGAUACUUGGAAUGAGAAUAUUGCCAUCAUGAGUCAACAAGGCUAUGUUGCAGCUCCUCCAUAUUCCCAAUCCCAGCCAGGCAUAGGAGGCUUUUCUGCAGGUUUUGGACCACCUAAUUCUUCACUUCAUUAUGGGCAUUACGGGGACCCUAACUCCUCAUACUCAGUACCUCAACCAGGUGUGUCGAAAUCAACUGUGCCUUUUGGAUCUUCAGCUCCUGUUGGGCCUCCACCACCUGGUACACAUCAAUUCAGCCAGACCAACUUCCAAAAUGGGCCCAGUACACCAGGGCAACAGCCACAUAGGUUUCCAGGCCCUCCACCUCCAAGCAAUACAGGAUCUUCCUAUCCUCCCUGCAGUCAGCAGUCACAACCAGCCUACCCAAAUACUGCAUCCACUUCACCUACAGCACAACUUGCUAACCAGCUCAACAGCAUGCAGAUAAACAGCUAUGGUCCUGGCACUACUCCCAGCUCUCGCAUGUCUUCUGGGCAUCCAGCAUCUUUUCAGGGUCCACAGCUACCACCACCAACCCAGCAGCAAAUCCCUUUACCACCUGGAUCACAGGUUCCUCCACCAGCAAAUAAUGGCCUUUGUGCUCAACCAUCAUUGCCUCCUAUGGCCAGACAAGAUGGAAUCCCUGGGCCUGGAGCUGUCCCCCCAAAUCCUAACCUGCAACAGCUUUCAGGACAGCCUCCAGGGCCUGGAUAUCAUCCUCAGCAAGCAAACUAUGGUGGCCCUCAGAUGGCAGGAUCUCAGCUGUCUUAUCCUGGUGCUUUCCCUGGGGGUCUGGCACAGCUCCCAGGUCCACAGCAGAAGAAGCUUGAUCCUGACUCUAUUCCAAGCCCAAUUCAAGUAAUUGAAAAUGAUAAGGCUUCUCGGGGAGGGCAGAUCUAUGCUACAAACACAAGAGGACAGGUUCCUCCUCUUGUCACCACAGACUGCAUAAUCCAAGACCAAGGCCACGCCAGCCCUCGUUAUAUCCGAUGUACUACCUACUGCUUCCCACUGUCUUCAGAUAUGGCCAAGCAGGCUCGCAUUCCACUGGCAGCUGUCAUCCAACCUUUUGCUAUUGUUCCACCAAAUGAGACACCUCUUUAUGUUGUAAACCAUGGUGAGACUGGACCAAUCCGAUGCAACAGGUGCAAAGCUUAUAUGUGUCCCUUCAUGCAGUUUAUUGAAGGUGGAAGAAGAUACCAGUGUGGAUUUUGCAAUUGUAUAAAUGAUGUCCCUCCAUUCUUCUUUCAACAUCUGGACCACAUUGGCCGACGAGUAGACCACUAUGAAAGGCCUGAGUUAUCUCUGGGAUCUUAUGAAUAUGUUGCUACUUUGGAUUAUUGCCGAAACAACAAGCCUCCGAAGCCACCAGCUUAUAUCUUCAUGAUUGACGUAUCAUACAGAAACAUAAACAGUGGCCUCGUUAAACUCAUAUGUGAUGAACUGAAGACUCUGCUAGAAAAGCUUCCAAGAGAAGAGCAAGAAGAAUCCUCAGCAAUUCGAGUUGGUUUUGUCACUUACAACAAGGUCCUCCACUUCUUUAAUGUAAAAAGCAGCUUAGCUCAGCCUCAGAUGAUGGUGGUCUCAGAUGUUGGAGAAGUUUUUGUUCCUUUGCUGGAUGGUUUCCUUGUUAACUUUCAGGAAUCACGAUCUGUUAUUAUCAACUUGUUGGACCAGAUUCCAGAGAUGUUUGCAGACACUAACGAGGGUGAGACCAUCUUGGCUCCUGUUAUCCAGGCUGGCAUGGAGGCACUAAAGGCUGCAGAAUGUGCUGGAAAAUUGUUUAUCUUUCAUUCUUCAUUGCCAACUGCGGAAGCACCGGGGAAGCUGAGAAACAGAGAUGACAAAAAACUACUCAAUACAGAUAAAGAAAAGACACUCUUCCAGCCCCAGGUAAAUUCUUACGAGGCCUUAGCCAGGGAUUGUGUGGCUAACGGCUGCUGCGUGGAUUUGUUCCUCUUCCCGAAUCAGUACGUGGACGUAGCCUCCGUGGGUCUGGUCACAAUGUACACUGGAGGAACACUGUACAAGUACAACAAUUUCCAGCUCGAUGCUGACAGCCCACAGUUCUUAAGUGACCUCAGGAAGGACAUAGAAAAAAAGACCGGAUUUGAUGCAAUAAUGAGGGUCCGGACAAGCACAGGCUUCAGGGCAACGGACUUCUUUGGUGCCAUUUACAUGAACAACACCACAGAUGUAGAGAUGGCAGCAGUUGACUGUGACAAGGCAGUGACAGUGGAGUUCAAACAUGACGACAAACUGAAUGAAGACAGUGGAGCCUUAAUUCAGUGCGCUGUCCUUUACACGUCGAUAAGCGGGCAAAGAAGACUUCGCAUACACAAUAUAGGUUUAAAUUGCAGCUCCCAGUUAGCUGAUGUCUACAAGACCUGUGAGACAGAUGCGCUUAUCAACUUCUUUGCUAAGUCAGCUUUUAAAGCCGUUCUAAGCCAACCACUGAAGACGGUCAGAGAGAUCCUGGUGAAUCAGACAGCUCACAUGCUGGCGUGUUACAGGAAGAACUGUGCCAGCCCCUCGGCAGUAAGCCAGCUCAUCCUUCCGGAUGCGAUGAAGGUGCUGCCGGUGUACAUGAACUGCCUGCUGAAGAGCUGCGUGCUGGUUGGCAGACCGGAAAUUCCAACCGAUGAGCGAGCUUACCAUCGACAGCUCGUCAUGUCUAUGGGGGUAGCCGACACGCAGUUGUUUUUCUACCCCCAGCUUCUGCCAAUUCACAGCCUGGAUCUGAAGAGCGAUGCCACCCCAGCUGCCGUCCGCUGCUCUGAGGAACGUCUCUCGGAAGGAGGGGCCUUCCUUCUGGCCAACGGUCUGAGUAUGUUCCUGUGGCUGGGAGUCAGCACACCCCCGGAGCUCAUCCAAGGGCUUUUCAAUGUGCCAUCCUUCGCACACAUCAGCACGGAGGCUACAUCACUGCCUGCCCUGGACAAUCCCUUUUCUCUGAUUAUAGUGAAACAACGGGAGCAGCCAGAGAUGCUUUUCCGACAGUUCCUAGUAGAAGACAAGAGUAUUUAUGGAGGAGCAUCUUACGUGGAUUUCUUAUGCUGCGUUCACAAAGAGAUCUGCCAGCUGCUCAGCUAA